Drosophila ananassae is the source of this 706-nucleotide messenger RNA. RefSeq names its product probable G-protein coupled receptor Mth-like 11. NCBI's taxonomy places the organism in Eukaryota, Metazoa, Arthropoda, Insecta, Diptera, Drosophilidae. Bases 139 to 534 code for a protein of 131 amino acids. The transcript is spliced from 2 exons. The record is from RefSeq and is a predicted model, not a curated record.
UAUUAAUUGCCUAAUAAUUACGUUCCAGUUAAAUUGGCGUCAGUUAUUUUUUUGGGUUUAACCGUCGGACUGUACCUUUGGCUGCCCAAGAUACACAGCCUGCUCGACAAGUGCUGCAAUCUCUACUUGGUCUGCCUCAUGGUGGCUUUUCUUCUGAAUGUUCACUCCAUUUUAUCCGUAGCACCCGGAUUUGAUUGCUUUCUGACUGGCUACCUCGGCUACUUCGCCACCAUGGCUACCUUCUUGUGGCUCUCGGUAACUUGCUUCGUGUACUGGAGAACUUUCUCCAGAAUUAUGUCAAGUCCUGGAGGAAUGAUUGGUCUCAACUUCCUCGCCUUCAACCUCGUCGCUUGGACCUCAGCCGUAACUAUGGCAGUUGUAAUCUUUCUUGUUGAUUUUUUCCAGCCAUUUCCGGAGAAGAACUUUUGCCAAGGAUCAUUUGCCAAGGACCAGACCAGACAAGGACAACCAGAUCUAGAGAACAACACCGUAUCAGGGACCCACGCCUUCCCGCUUAUGACCCAAGCUAGCUAAGUUUUAAACUUGACAAACUGAUUUAUCCAGAGCUUCAAUCGAAUUCCUUAAAGUUUCUAAAAAUAAUUGUAUGGCUGAAUAACUUCUGCACUGUAUAGUUAAUUGAUAACAUAAAAGAACAAAUACGAGCCAUGAGUUGCUCGAUAAAUUGGAGAUUUUUUAGUUCUCCAGG